AUGUCUGUUCUUCCCGUACAGUCACGUGACAUGUUUCAUCUCAUUCCAAUGCCUGGGAAUGCCAGGCGGCAAUCAAAGGACCAAAUAAAUACGUGUAUAGUGAUAUGUAUAUGUUACCCGGGCAUCGUUGGGUUUCCCUUUUUCCUACUGCUUACGAGAGGAUUCCGUGAGCUUACCGUGUACGGUGAUAUAUCAUGGUCCGUGCCUGUUUCCCUCAAUGCGGCCUCAGGUUCUUUGGAUCUGUCGACUGGCGAAUCCACCCAGCUCUUCGCCAUCAAAGAUGAAUUAUACACAACUACGUAUCAAAAUUGUACAUUAUACAAAUCGUUCCGCAACCGAUACAAUUAUGUGCCAACGUUGCCUAUAUUAUUGACUUCGAUCUGUCAGUGA
Messenger RNA from Kluyveromyces lactis, 390 nucleotides. RefSeq lists its product as uncharacterized. Lineage: Eukaryota; Fungi; Ascomycota; Saccharomycetes; Saccharomycetales; Saccharomycetaceae. The record is from RefSeq and is a predicted model, not a curated record. The coding region runs from base 1 to 390 and encodes 129 amino acids. The transcript has a single exon.